Molecule: messenger RNA, 567 nt
Organism: Thermochaetoides thermophila DSM 1495
Lineage: Eukaryota; Fungi; Ascomycota; Sordariomycetes; Sordariales; Chaetomiaceae
Product: putative ADP-ribosylation factor
Exons: 3
Coding region: 1-567 (188 amino acids)
Biological process (GO): vesicle-mediated transport; intracellular protein transport
Cellular component (GO): cytoplasm
Molecular function (GO): GTP binding; GTPase activity
Source: RefSeq, a predicted model, not a curated record
AUGGGCGCAUCAAUGUCUAUCUCCAGCCUCUUUGGCAAGCUCUUCGGCUCGAAAGAAGUCCGUAUCCUAAUGCUCGGUCUCGACGCUGCGGGCAAAACAACCAUCCUGUACAAGCUCAAACUUAACCAGACCAUGACCACCAUCCCCACGGUUGGCUUCAACGUGGAGAACUUCACCUACAAGAACAUCAAGUUCAACAUGUGGGAUGUCGGUGGGCAGGACAAGAUCCGGCCUCUUUGGAGGCAUUACUAUAGCGGCACCCAGGCGCUGGUGUUCGUAGUCGAUUCCGCCGACCACGCGAGAAUCGAUGAGGCUAAGACGGAGUUACAUCGGAUUUUGAACGAUCGUGAGAUGUCGGAGUGCUUGUUGCUGGUGUUUGCGAACAAACAGGAUAUUGCUGGUGCCAUGGACCCGCAAAAGAUCACCGAAAAGCUCGAGCUGCACAAGCUGGGCGAUCGGCCGUGGUACGUGCAGCCGGCCAUUGCCAUCGAUGGCGAGGGCUUGACCGAGGGCUUUAGCUGGCUGUCAGACAACAUUAAGAAGCUGCCCAAGUAUGGCGGGAAAUGA